Molecule: messenger RNA, 2985 nt
Organism: Saccoglossus kowalevskii
Lineage: Eukaryota; Metazoa; Hemichordata; Enteropneusta; Harrimaniidae
Source: RefSeq, a predicted model, not a curated record
AUGGGGUCACUACGAGAGGUACGUGAAAGCAUAAUCUCCGAAGAAGAGCCAUCAGAGGCAGUUGCUUUACUACCCAUGAAAUCAGAUCAGGGUGGACCACGAAAACGUGAUAUUGAACUUGAAAUUGAACCACUUUAUGUCAAAGAAGAAAUAGAUGAUGACUACUACUUGAAGUUUUCCCCUAAAUAUAAGCGUCGUCACGUGGAGCUGGUCUUCUCCGAUGCUAUACUGUUAGUUCUUGAUUUUCUGCAAAUCUACUGUCUGAUCUUCUCCAUUGCACUGCGAUGGACUUGGCCUGAAGACUGGAGCUACCACACUCGAUUCCUUUUUCUUUUUAACCUUGACAUUUGGGAGUUUAUAAAAUUGCAGCUGCCCGGGGUUUACAAACCUGCAAGCAACUACUACAUCCCCAGUAGCGAAAUGCUCAUCGACUAUCGUUUAUAUCUAUUAGCGUGGGGUAGUCUCGUCUUCCUCUUCAUCCUUUCAUUCAUCUGUAUCUAUAUUUCCAUUAACAUGAAGAAGAAUCCGAAUAUGCUGGUUCAGCUGGCCAGAUUGAAACGUGUCUAUAUCACUCUCUGUCAGGUGUUGGCGCUGCCAUUCGGUGUCGCGAUUUGUCGCUUGUUCUUCUGUACCCCUUAUGUUGAUCUAUUAGACGUUCACAAUGAGAUAACCUGCUGGACGGGUAUUCACUUCGCUUAUAUUUUACCGUUCCUAGCCAUCGCUAUAGUCUACUACAUAGUUUUCCCUAUCUGGAUGAUUUCCAAAAUCCGGCCGCAUUUAGUCAGCUCCAAAGCCGAAAGACAUGAAGGGUACAUCCAACUCAAAGAAACCGAGUAUGCCCACUCCCUUGGAACGUUGUGGCUGGUCAACCUGUAUUUCCUUUUCUCUUCUUUCAAGCGUUUUCACGUCUACUAUCGUCCAAUUAUCCACAUCUUGAAAGGAGUUCUUUUACUCUGGUAUGCAACUUUGUUUUAUGAAAAAAACUUCCAGAUUGGUCUUAUUCUUGUUUCCUUGUUAAUUGUAUUUAUCAUAAUCUGUGUUCGGCGACCGUUUCGAGUUACCUCAUACAAUUUUUACAUCAUAUUCAAUUUUGUGUGUUUGUUGAUUGUCUGUUUUCUUGGCCUGUUGGACAGUUUUGGCAGCAUUCGAUCUGCAUUUCUUACUCCAACGUACCUGAUUUGGGAACUCGCUGGUAUUGUCGGUUGUUGGGUUAUUGUCACAGUAGUAUGGCUUAUAUAUAUCAUAUGUCGUUACAAUGGAUGCUGCUGCAGAGAUGAUCCGUUGUGGCCACGUAUGACAUCCCAUGGACUGGACGAAUUGAGUGACGAUACACGUAAAUACAUGCAAUCGUUACUGCAUGGACGUAUAGUGCUUGAAUAUGCAUUGACGACAUCGCCAUUGUUCAGCCCAGCACACGAGUUAGCUAGGCAGAUUCACAUCAUCAACGCUUACUCUCGUGAAGCCGAACUCCUCCGCGAUCCAAUCCAUGAUGCGCUAUGGGAUCUGUUAGAUGAUCUGAUCGAAGCGCAUUCCAAGAUCGCGCCCAUAUCACUGUUUGCUGAGUCUGUGAAGUCUUCUAUCAGACAGACUGCUGGUGACUUGAUGCGUGUUAUGCCGGCAUUCAAGCGACGUCUGGCACAAAGAGAAUAUGAUUUCUGUUUGAUGACACCCGAAAAGAGGCGCAUGCUACUUAAGAUGUACAUAAUAGGUGUCUUUGUAAAUGACAGGCGAGAUAGAAGUCGUGAUUACCAGAAAGCUGACGUGGUCAAGAAAUUAUAUAAUCCUAAAAAAUCCAUUGUGUUACAGACCAGAGAUGUUGACUUUGAUGAUGACGAUGAUGAUGUUGGUUACUAUGACGAUGAUGAGAAUAUGUAUAGUGAGGACGUUGGACUUGGACCUACUGGUCCAAGGACGACAUACUCCCUCUACAGACCUGAUACGGCCGAUAGUGACAUUGUGGACCUCAUGUCAGAUGAAGAACUGGCUGAAUAUGAAAGACGCAAUCGACCAGCCAGGAAUGAUACCUUCUCAUCAUUAGAUGAUUUGAAUGAUUCUAUUGAUAUCAACGCUAUGAUGGCCGGUAUUCCAAGCUUAACAGCUUCAAGAAGCGCCAGCGCUGCCUCGGUGCCAAAUUCUUUCAGCAGCCGCUUGGACCUCGGUAACAUGAUCAGUUCUCAAGAUCUGACAACUGUCAAAGAUGAAUCAGCUGAUGUAACAAUAGACAUGGAACCUGAACCAGAAAGACAAUCCCAAGCCCCUCAACUUCAAGAGGAAGAGGCAGUCUCCAUGGUGACUGAGACAGCCUCUGUGAUGACUGAGACAGCUUCUGCAGUGACUGAGCGUCAGACUGAUGAUGGCAGUGGAAAAGAAGUGAAAAAAAAGAAAAGUAGUGCUAAUUUACUCCCAAAAAGUAAAAAGGUCUCCAAGACCACUGAAGCAGCUACCGCAGUGACAGAGCCUCAGUCUGACAAUGAAAGUGGGAAAGAAAUGAAGAAAAUGAAGAGCAGUGAUGAUUUACUUCCAAAAAAGAAAAAGAAAAAAAGUUCCAGCAAGAAAAAGAAAGGCCUUCAGAAAAAAUAAUAGAUGAGCUUUACUAAAAUAAUUUUGCAUCAUUUCCACUUGUUCAUUCCACAUGUGAAUCAAGUAUGCCAAUGUAUCAUUUUUAAGUCUAAGCGAAUGAGUGCGAAAAUUUUUAUUAUUAUGUAGAUAAAUAAAACAAUACCAUAUUUGCUGUAUUAGAUGCACUAAAGCAACAUAGAUGAAUCGUUGUGAAUUACUACGUAAAAUACGAUCAAAACUUAUAUGAUUCACUAUUAGAGAUGUACUUUGCAUAAAGUAAAUAUGGUGAUGUUUAUUAUGUAUAAUGCUAGUAACACGUAUGUUACUUACAUUACCACCUGAGGGGGCUAGAUAGUUACAUACUGAGACAUGUGACAGUUACUGUAAACCGCUGUAACAAGGUCAAUUGUGAAAAAUAAUUGGGGU